Molecule: messenger RNA, 2245 nt
Organism: Fusarium redolens
Lineage: Eukaryota; Fungi; Ascomycota; Sordariomycetes; Hypocreales; Nectriaceae
Product: major facilitator superfamily domain-containing protein
Exons: 3
Coding region: 191-1810 (539 amino acids)
Biological process (GO): transmembrane transport
Molecular function (GO): transmembrane transporter activity
Source: RefSeq, a predicted model, not a curated record
CCAGACUACCGUGAGACCCCUUGCGAGUCAUCCAGGCCUUGAGGUUUAAAUUGCAUCGGAUCCUCCUGUUAUCGUCCUGAAUUUUCGCUCUAGCAUCUCAUACCGGGCAUGAUUUAACUUUCGCAGAUACUACUUCUGUCAAAUCUCCAUCGAAGUUCAUCUCUGCGUCUUAAACCCUUUGUCGUGCAACAUGGAAAAGGACGAUAACAACGGCAAGGCCGUAAACGUUGAAGAUGCUGUAAGCAACAGUGCUGGUGUUCUCCUAUACGACGACGACGGGAAUGUGCGAAAUCUGCCAGUUCCAUCAUCAGACCCAAACGAUCCUCUCAACUUUGGGAUUUGGCGACAGCGUCUCGUUCUCUUGGCCGUCUGCAUGUACGGCAUCGCUGGAUUCGGCGUCAUCCAAUCUACACCGCUCUUCUUUGGGAACCUCAUCGCUGAAUACAUGAAGCAAACGCGUGGUACAUUCCAUCCCGAGCGCAUUGCAGACCUUGCUAGUUAUCCUUCCCUCUGCAUGGGUUUGGGAAACUUCUUCUUCGUUCCCUUGUCCAUGGCACUCGGUCGUCGCUUUUCCUUCAUCCUUAGCAACAUCAUCUUCGUGGCAUCGAUCAUCUGGGCCGCCAAGUCACAGUCGUUUGAGUCUCACCUUGGAGCACGCUGUUUGCAGGGUCUCACUGCGGGCAUCUCUGACUGUCUGUUACCGAUCAUCGUCCUCGACAUGUCUUUCCUCUAUAAGCGAAGCGCACGACUCAUCGCAUACUGGGCACUUACUGCUAUCGGAUCGUCUAUACUACUGAUCCCCAUCCCCUUCAUCGUCGAGCACGCGGGCGGUAAUUGGAGACUCAACUAUUGGUUCUGGUUAGCAUUUGCAGUCUUUUCGCUGGUACUCAUCGUCUUCUGCGUACCCGAAACCCUUUUCAGUCGUCGUGCUGCCGAGCUUAGUGGAAGAAUCCACGCAACAGAUGCCUACGGUACUCACCGAACUUUCGCUUCGCCCCAAGCUGCCCGCGAUGCUGGCUUCGACAUUGACGAUGCUCAGUCAGAGACUACGCCCAAAGAGCUCUCGUAUAAGAGUCAGUUUGCGCUCUUCACUGUUCAACCGUCUCCUAUUACCCGGUUUCUCGGCGCAUACAAAGAUAUUUUCCUGUGUAUUCUCGUCCCAGGAACGCUUUGGGUACUCCUAUUCAACAGCAUGGUGUUCGGUGGUCUUGUAGUAUUGAGCUUGACCUACGCACAGCGCCUUGAAAUGCCGCCCUGGAAUUUCUCUCCAGAAACAGUUGGAACAGUCCAAAUUGGAGCAGCUAUUGGGGCACUCUUUGGUCUUGGAUAUGGAGAGCUAGCAGAGCCUAUCAGUCGCUACUUGACCAAGAGAAAUGGCGGCGUUCGAGAGCCUGAGCAUGUUUUACCGAACUUCAUUCUUCCUGCGAUUUUCUGCUUUCUAGGCAUGAUCAUCUAUGGCGUUGUGGCUGCAGAUCCCUCCAGCUAUAGUUGGGUAGGCAUGCAUGCUGCCUUUGCUUUGUUCUACUUUGGCUUCUGCGCUAUUUCAGCGGUGACCGGAGUUUGGUUGGGAGAAUUGCUGCCGCACAUGUCGGGUCCUGCAAUUGUACUGACUUGUGGAGGAAGAAACGCCAUUUCUUUUGGGUACAGUCAUUCAUUCAAUUCAUGGAUCAACGCGAUGGGUAUUAGAGAUACCUAUAUCCUGUUUGGAGGUAUUCUUUUUGCCCUAGGAUCUCUCGCUGUUCCCCUGUUCUUUUUCAAUGGGCAGAUUCGUCGGGCCAUGGAGAAAAUCCCGUUUUUUGGCACCUAUUGAGGUUCUCCGGGAUUUGUUGGGGGUUGUACUAAGGCAUAAUUGUUAAACAACAGUUGAGAUGUCGGAUAUGGUCAUUCAGUGUUUUUGAGAUACGGUGAAUUAUCAUUACGGACAUGGGUAAGUGUAACUAAAUUGUUCAAGUUUCGCAUACCCUAUAUGCUACUGGUCGAAUUUGAUGAAUGCGAUUGUCAAGGAGGGGAAAAGGCACGCUUAGGCCUUCAUUAACGUUCACCGGCCCUGAGUAAGCUCUGUAUCCGUACAGAUACCGUUACUUCGGUCGCUGGAUUGAGUUUCAGCUUGCAUGAUCUGAUAAGCUCCAGUCCAACCCAAUGCCGACUUUGGUAACAUCGGCAAGACGUGACGGAGGAGGGAGAGGCCACAGCAGAUCGGACAGCAGUCUAAUAGUCCACAAUCUGACAAUAAAAAUGAGUAAUU